CAAAUAGUCGAUCUGGGCUAAAGCCUCCACUAGAAAUCCCCCCCUGUCUUGCGGUCUGCCCGUAUCUUUCUCGUUGGCUCGCAUCGUCUUUCUUGUCUUUCAUCCCGCCUGUUUUCGUCUUUUUUAAAGUUUAUCGAGUCAAUCAGUCCUCGAAAACAUUUACUUCAUCUCUCAUUCAUUUUUCCUGAUCCCUGAAUUCCGGUCCGCCGUUUCCAGGUCCUAGAUAUGUCUUCAACUCCCACCUUUCGGGGCACUACUAGCCACAGAACCGUCGGACGCGGCAGAUUGCCUGAUUUUGAGGGAGGCAGCUCAGCUUCUCACAUUCCACGCCCUCGACCCGAGUCUUCGUCAACGAUUACUUCUCACAACCCUCACACGCCAUCAAGUGACAUCGGCAGUUCCACAAUGAGUGCGGCAAGCAGUCGGCAAAGGCAGAACCAGUCGAAGCGCGAUGAGGCUAUUCGACGGAAGCUGGAGGCGGACCUCAACAAGAAGAGAAGCAACCCAGCAAGAGCGAAUCGCACUCGCAAAGCUCCCCCAGGCACUGUCCUUGCGCUAAAGCCGAGCUCGGCUCUACAAAUCAAGCCCUCUACCACAAUCGCCGAGGCUGCGCAGCUUAUGGCAGCGAAGAGAGAAGACUGUGUUUUGGUUACGGACGACGAUGAUCGAAUCGCUGGUAUCUUUACCGCCAAGGACCUUGCAUUUAGGGUAGUAGGAGCUGGUCUCAAGGCUCGAGAUAUCACGGUCUCUGAGAUCAUGACGAAGAACCCACUAUGUGCGAGGACGGAUACUAGCGCUACAGAUGCCCUCGAUUUGAUGGUUCGGAAAGGAUUCCGGCAUUUACCUGUCAUGGACGAAAACCAGGAUAUUUCUGGUGUCCUGGAUAUCACCAAGUGCUUCUACGACGCUAUGGAGAAACUGGAACGCGCCUACAGCUCCUCCCGCAAGCUUUACGAUGCGCUGGAGGGUGUCCAGUCAGAACUUGGCUCUAGCCAACCCCAACAGAUUAUCCAAUAUGUUGAGGCCCUUCGUUCAAAGAUGUCUGGUCCUACACUCGAAUCCGUACUAGACGGUAUGCCGCCCACCACAGUUUCCGUCCGGACCACUGUGAAAGAGGCUGCCGCAUUGAUGAAGGAACAUCACACGACUGCUCUGCUCGUGCAAGAUCAAGGAUCCAUCACAGGUAUUUUUACCAGCAAGGAUAUCGUCCUCCGUGUAAUCGCCCCGGGCCUUGAUCCUGCAACCUGUAGUGUCGUUAGGGUCAUGACCCCCCAUCCCGAUUUUGCUCCAAGCGAUAUGAGUAUUCAAGCUGCGCUCCGCAAGAUGCAUGACGGGCACUACCUGAAUCUGCCUGUAAUGAACGAGGGGGGCGAGAUUGUGGGCAUGGUAGAUGUGCUCAAACUUACAUACGCUACCCUAGAGCAGAUCAACUCAAUGUCGACCCAAGAUGAUGAAGGGCCAGCUUGGAACAAGUUCUGGCUGUCAAUGGACCACGAGUCCGAUUCGAUGGUUUCUGGAAGCCAGAGCCACCAACCGCAUCGGUCAAUAGUCAAUCCCGAGUCGCCCAAAGCUAGCUUCGACGCACGGGAUAGCGUUCUUCCGAAUGAAUCCGCGUCUCACCAUGGCGGAGACGAGCACUCUGAGUUCCACCACGGAGAACUCUCGCCGUUCCCCUUCAAGUUCAAAGCACCCAGUGGCCGGGUGCACAGAGUAAAUAUCCUCCCCGCUGCUGGUAUCGCCGAACUCGUGGCUCAGGUUACUGCAAAACUUGGCCCCGAGGUUGAAGCUGUUGGUGGUGCGGCCAGUUGUGCGGAUGGCGUACUUAGCAACACAGGCUACGCUUUGAGCUAUGUGGACAAUGAGGGGGAUACCGUUUCUAUCACCACUGAUCAGGAUCUCGUUGACGCCGUGUACAUUGCUCGUCACGCUCGUCGUGACAAGGUAGACCUCUUCGUUCACGACCCAGCUCAACCUCCAGUUAUUCCUGCCCCUGUGGAACCCGCCCCUGUCAAGCCUGUGGAGGUUAAGACACCUGCUUCAGACGACCAAUUAUCAGAAGAAUCGCCUAUCCCUAAGCCCCGAGCAACUCAGGCGUAUCCCGCCCAUCCUCCCGAAGAGCAACUUAUUGCAGGCGUUCCCAAUGACUUAUUGCUCCCAGGAGCAAUUGUCACUUUGGCGGCUGUCAUUGCCGGAGUGUUUAUCCUGAGCCGCGCUACCUCGCGGUAAAAGUCGCGUUGUACAUCAACUCGAAGAUUAGACGUCUGCAUCUAUUCCUUUUUGUCUAUCAUUUUUUGUACACCCCCAAAUAGCGUGUUUGUGUUCAUUUCGUCCAUCUCCGCUGCUCCGCCAUUUGGUCGCUUUUGUGUAUCGAUACAGUAGCUUUGGUAACUCCAAUGACAUAGUACAAUAGUCUAGGUAGAUAUGUAAUU
Messenger RNA from Aspergillus nidulans FGSC A4, 2429 nucleotides. Its product is annotated as CBS and PB1 domain protein. Bases 226 to 2226 code for a protein of 666 amino acids. Lineage: Eukaryota; Fungi; Ascomycota; Eurotiomycetes; Eurotiales; Aspergillaceae. The transcript has 4 exons. The record is from RefSeq and is a predicted model, not a curated record.